GUAAAGCACCAAGAGCCAAUCACAAGGCUGCUUGCGAUGACGGCGGUAUAGCGUAUGGUUUCCUCGCCGCCGCGUUGCGCAUGUGCCCGGCUUUAAUAUGGCUACCCCUGUGGAUCUAGAGCUGAAGAAGGCUUUCACAGAGCUUCAAGCCAAAGUUAUUGAUACCCAGCAGAAAGUUAAACUUGCAGAUCUACAAAUUGAGCAGCUAAAUAGAACAAAGAAGCAUGCAUAUCUUACCAAUGCAGAAAUUAUGAACCUGUCUGAUUCAACGCCUAUGUAUGAAGGAGUAGGAAGAAUGUUUGUCCUGCAAACAAAAGAUACAAUUCACAACCAGCUAUUGAAUAAACAAAAAGUCGCUAAUGAGAAAAUUGCAGAGUUGGAGCAAAAGAAGUCAUACCUGGAGCGAAGUGUAAAGGACGCUGAAGAUAACAUAAGAGAAAUGUUAAUGGCCAGAAGAGCACAAUAACAGUUGCCAACACAGACACAAAAUUUUCACUAUUUAAUGUUUUUUAUUACAUGUGGAAUAUGCCAAUACUUAAAACCGCAUAUUUGAGUUUAUUAUGCAAGACACAAUAUAACUAAUAAAGGCAAAUGAGAAAAUGUUCUGACUGGA
Xenopus tropicalis (tropical clawed frog) is the source of this 613-nucleotide messenger RNA. It is a transcript of the gene pfdn1, whose product is annotated as prefoldin subunit 1. Bases 98 to 466 code for a protein of 122 amino acids. Lineage: Eukaryota; Metazoa; Chordata; Amphibia; Anura; Pipidae. The transcript is spliced from 4 exons. Gene Ontology annotation, biological process: protein folding. The record is from RefSeq and is a predicted model, not a curated record. Gene Ontology annotation, cellular component: prefoldin complex.